This is a messenger RNA of Echinops telfairi (small Madagascar hedgehog), 914 nucleotides long. Its product is annotated as gamma-aminobutyric acid receptor-associated protein-like. Gene Ontology annotation, molecular function: ubiquitin protein ligase binding; GABA receptor binding. The transcript has 2 exons. The record is from RefSeq and is a predicted model, not a curated record. NCBI's taxonomy places the organism in Eukaryota, Metazoa, Chordata, Mammalia, Afrosoricida, Tenrecidae. Gene Ontology annotation, cellular component: cytosol; autophagosome; autophagosome membrane. Bases 1 to 486 code for a protein of 161 amino acids. Gene Ontology annotation, biological process: macroautophagy; cellular response to nitrogen starvation; autophagy of mitochondrion.
AUGGUGAAGCUUAGCAACAACUGUAGGGAAGCAGCAAAAAGCGAGUUCCCCCCGGGUGGGAAGCGGCGGCGAUUUCCCCCCUUUUCCAGCCCGAAAACUGGGGGCCGAGACUCGGGGGUGGUAGUUAAGAAGUCCGCGCAGGUCGUGGUGAAGGAGCAUCCGUUCGAGAAGCGCCGCUCUGAGAGCGAGAAGAUCCGAAAAAAAUAUCCGGACCGGGUCCCGGUGAUAGUAGAAAAGGCGCCCAAAGCUCGGAUAGGUGACCUGGACAAAAAGAAAUACCUGGUACCGUCUGAUCUCACAGUCGGUCAAUUCUACUUCUUGAUCCGGAAGCGAAUUCAUCUCCGAGCUGAAGAUGCCUUGUUUUUCUUUGUCAACAAUGUCAUUCCGCCCACCAGUGCCACAAUGGGUCAGCUAUACCAGGAACACCACGAAGAAGACUUCUUUCUAUACAUUGCCUACAGUGACGAGAGUGUGUACGGUCUGUGAAGCCACUGCCCUGGAGUUGGGGGUGUUCCAUUCUGCAAAGAGAAAGGUGGCCCCCCUUUCUUGACCCAUCCCUUCUUCAGGCUCAAGUACCACCUCCCUUCUUCAGGACCUGCACUCCUUCAUGUCUGCGGCUUUCUCUCCAGCCCUUCCUAGCAGGCGCAGUAAUGGUGGAAAUGGCCCCUAGCUGCUCUCCUUUUCUUUCUUCCUCUUCACCUUUCUCUGCCACCUCUCCCACUCCACUUCAGACUUCUCGGCUGUCAGUCUUACAUCCAGUGAUUGUUUUCGGUUUCUGUUCCCUUUCCAACUACCCAAGGGGCCCAGAACCCCAGCAAUGCCUUUCACUGCCUUCUAUUUGGGGGGUAGAUGGAAGGGACUAAAAUUGUAUGGGGGAGAUAGGCACAUCAAUAAAGGGGAAACCACCAAGCUGA